CGGGACACAGCCCCCAAACUUUCCCGGGAAUUUCUGCCGCUGGAAGGGCUGGGAAGGUCGGAGGAGGCGGCCCCGCAGCCCCCCCGGUUGUGCCCGGUGUCCCCCCCAGCCCCGGUCCGCACCGGAGCCCCUCGGCCGCCGCCGCCCCCCGACCAUGGCAGCGCUGCCCGGGACGGUGCCGCGGAUGAUGCGCCCGGCGCCGGGGCAGAACUACCCCCGCACCGGCUUCCCGCUGGAAGUGUCCACGCCGCUGGGCCAGGGCAGGGUGAACCAGCUCGGAGGGGUUUUCAUCAACGGGCGCCCGCUGCCCAACCACAUCCGCCACAAGAUCGUGGAGAUGGCGCACCACGGCAUCCGGCCCUGCGUGAUCUCCCGGCAGCUGCGCGUCUCCCACGGCUGCGUCUCCAAAAUCCUCUGCCGCUACCAGGAGACGGGAUCCAUCCGGCCCGGGGCCAUCGGCGGCAGCAAGCCCAGGCAGGUCGCGACUCCCGACGUGGAGAAGAAAAUCGAGGAAUACAAGCGGGAGAACCCCGGGAUGUUCAGCUGGGAGAUCCGGGACCGGCUGCUCAAGGACGGCCACUGCGACCGCAGCACGGUGCCCUCAGUGAGUUCGAUUAGCCGCGUGCUCCGCAUCAAAUUCGGCAAGAAGGAGGAGGACGAGGACUGCGACAAGAAGGAGGAGGACGGCGACAAGAAGGCCAAGCACAGCAUCGACGGCAUCCUGGGCGACAAAGGGAACCGCCUGGACGAGGGCUCGGACGUGGAGUCGGAGCCGGACCUGCCGCUGAAGCGGAAGCAGCGCCGCAGCCGCACCACGUUCACGGCAGAGCAGCUGGAGGAGCUGGAGAAGGCCUUCGAGAGGACCCACUACCCCGACAUCUACACCCGCGAGGAGCUGGCCCAGCGCACCAAGCUCACCGAGGCCCGCGUGCAGGUGUGGUUCAGCAACCGGCGGGCGCGCUGGCGCAAGCAGGCCGGAGCCAACCAGCUGGCAGCCUUCAACCACCUGCUGCCGGGGGGCUUCCCGCCCACGGGCAUGCCCGCGCUGCCCCCGUACCAGCUGCCCGACUCCUCGUACCCCAGCACCACCAUCUCCCAAGACGGCGGCAGCACCGUGCACCGGCCGCAGCCGCUGCCGCCCUCCACCAUGCACCAGGGCGGCCUGGCCGCCGCCGCCGACUCCGGCUCUGCCUACGGCGCCCGGCACAGCUUCUCCAGCUACUCCGAGAGCUUCAUGAACGCCGCAGCCCCCGCCAACCACAUGAACCCCGUCAGCAACGGCCUCUCCCCGCAGAAGCAGGGUGCCCAAAACAAGAUGCAGUGCUCCCGCUGGAACCUCACCAUAGCCCUGAACAAUCAGGUGAUGAGCAUCCUGAGCAACCCCAGCGGGGUCCCGCCGCAGCCCCAGGCCGAUUUCUCGAUCUCUCCCCUCCACGGCGGCCUGGACAGCACCAACUCCAUCUCGGCCAGCUGCAGCCAGCGCAGCGACUCCAUCAAGUCCGUGGAGAGCCUCCCGACCUCGCAGUCCUACUGUCCCCCCACCUACAGCACCACCAGCUACAGCGUGGAUCCCGUGGCCGGCUACCAGUACGGCCAGUACGGCCAGACUGCCGUGGAUUACCUGGCCAAGAACGUCAGCCUGUCCACGCAGCGCCGCAUGAAGCUGGGCGAGCACUCGGCCGUGCUGGGGCUGCUGCCGGUGGAGACGGGCCAGGCCUACUGAGAGC
Messenger RNA from Vidua chalybeata, 1727 nucleotides. RefSeq names its product paired box 7 (gene PAX7). Lineage: Eukaryota; Metazoa; Chordata; Aves; Passeriformes; Viduidae. The record is from RefSeq and is a predicted model, not a curated record. Gene Ontology annotation, molecular function: RNA polymerase II cis-regulatory region sequence-specific DNA binding; DNA-binding transcription factor activity, RNA polymerase II-specific. Bases 155 to 1723 code for a protein of 522 amino acids. The transcript has 11 exons. Gene Ontology annotation, biological process: anatomical structure development; regulation of transcription by RNA polymerase II.